Molecule: messenger RNA, 1572 nt
Organism: Chondrus crispus (carragheen)
Lineage: Eukaryota; Rhodophyta; Florideophyceae; Gigartinales; Gigartinaceae
Exons: 4
Coding region: 1-1572 (523 amino acids)
Biological process (GO): phospholipid translocation
Cellular component (GO): plasma membrane
Molecular function (GO): nucleotide binding; ATPase-coupled intramembrane lipid carrier activity
Source: RefSeq, a predicted model, not a curated record
AUGCCCUCGCUGGCCACUAUCACAGGCUUUGGCGGAAAGAGAGCACCCGCCGAUCGAGACGAUGACGAUAAAUCCGACCACCGCCCGUCCUCGCCAGGGCCUGGACGGCCUCGCAGGCGCCAUGUAGACCCUGCAUCCCGAGUUGUUCAUAUUAAUGAUGAGACCAAGAAUUCGCAUUUUAUCAGCAACUAUGUUUCAACGACUAAGUACUCGCUCUGGAGCGCUAUUCCUAUGUUUCUGUUCGAACAGUUUUCUCGCUUUAGUAACGCCUACUUUCUUGUCGUUGGAAUUGGCUACACCAUCAACGCUGUCACGCCCAUCUUUACUGUCGGCCGUUAUUCCACGCUUUGGGUCCUGGCUGUCGUUGUGCUUAUAUCGGGUGUGAAGGAAACUCUGGAGGAUUAUCAUCGAUAUCGCGAGGAUAGACGCGUAAAUCAAGCGGUCACCCACGUGGUUGGCAGCCGCGCACCGGAGGAUCGAUGGGCUAGCGUGCGCGUUGGCGAUGUCAUCAAAGUAUAUGAAAAGGAGCACUUGCCCAACCUCAAAGUUAAGGUUGUGCCACAGGCCAUAAGCGCCGCGUUCAGCACAGAAUCGGUUGCUCUUUUGACAAAGGGUAUAAUUGAAUGCGAAGCUCCGAACGAUCGCUUGUACAAGUUUACUGGACGAAUGGUCCUCCAUAGCCCUGUCUCCCUCGGGCCCGAAAAUCUCCUCAUUCGUGGCUCCUCCGUUAGGAAUACAGAUUGGGUCAUGGGCGUUGUUGUGAACACUGGCAGGGACACAAAAUUGAUGCAAAACGUGAAACCAAGACCACGAAAGAAUUCGCGUCUCGAGAGGGAAACAAACAGGCACUAUCUUCUCACGGUUCUGCUGCAAGUUUGCAUUGUGGUAGCAUUAACAAUCCGUUCAGCACAGGCAUGCAAUGUUUUGUUUGACAAAGAUAAGGGUCGAUUUGCGUGGUACCUUUUCGAAGAUGAUGGUUGCACUCCAAAAGACGCCUUUCUCCGCCUAUUCACGUUUUUCAUCACAUUUUCAGCUCUCAUCCCUAUAUCGUUGUAUAUUUCCAUGGAGAUCGUUAGAGCGUUCCAAGUGUAUUUCAUAGAACACGAUCAGAACAUCGUGGACCCAGAGACCGGCGUUGGCACGGAGGUGCGAACUUCGAACUUGAAUGAAGAACUUGGCGUGGUGCAUCACGUUUUCACAGACAAGACCGGUACCUUGACGGCGAAUCGCAUGGAGUUCAAGAAAUGUUCUAUCGCAGGAAGGGUCUACGAAAUGGGUACAUCGCCAAGCGCCGGAGCGACGAGUCUUCAAGACUUGAGGGAAGCCCUGCAGGCUGGUGCAGAAUCCUCUGCGGUUCGUAAUUUCUCCGUUGAAGAACUCGAAGCGGCAGAAACGGCCUUCCGAUUGCUUUCGAUUUGCCACUCUGUUGUUGCAGAUUCAGCAAUGGACAAUGACGGAAGUCGAAGCGCAUCAAAUACUGAUGAGGUGGGGGAUGCCAGCACGAAAUUUAAGUUCUCUGAAUGGGUCGAACAACAAUUCGGGAGUGAUCAGUUAUCAAGCGUCAUCUCCUGA